UGCUGAGACAAGACCACCUCAUUCCUCUGCUGCUUUUCAGACAGGACUGUCCUGCCGACCCACCAUGAUCCAGGCUGCACUGUUCCUUGGCUGUAUCUUACUGUCCUCGGUGACCGCCUUUCCAUGGAAGACUCAGGAUGGUGGCCUGCCCCAUCAGCCAGCUGGCACAGAAACUGAGCCUACACAACUGCUCUACAGCAAGAGUCCUCCUCCGACCUCCAGUACCUGUCGGAACCUCCUAAGCAUGGCGCCCCUGCCCCCUGUAGCUCCUCUGUCUGAGUCCUUGUCCCUCUUAGCACUGAGAGUUGUCCUGGAAAACAUCGGCUGCCCUGCUGAGGCCUACUCUCUACAGCUUCAGCUCAGGGAAAUGGGAGGAAAAGACAGCACAGAAACUCUGAUUCUCGAGAGUCAAAAGCAUAGCCAGGAGGAAGGCAUUGGCAAUAAUGAAGCCAUUCUGAGGCAUCUGGUAGCAUCCCCUGGAGAAAUAAAGAGGGUCGAGCGCUCAGUUACUGUGCCUGAGGCAUGCACCUCUGAACAGGGGUGGGUGUUGCGUGAGUUGGCACAGCUGCUGGUUGAGGUGGCUGAGAAGCUCCCUUCCAUUGACCUGGUAAGAGAGUUCAAGGCUUCUGCAGUCAAUGCCACCCAGCAGUGUACCAUGGAGUCUUGGGAACAUAUGAAUGAAGUAGGCAAGAGGCUGAUAAGUAACCCAGAAAUUGAAAAUGCCACAAUACCCAUAGAAGAUCGCGUAUACUUGAUUUCACGGCUGACAGUCCUUCUGAAGCGCGUUUUCAUGAGCUUUUUGAGGAACUUUUUUCAGACCUAUUUUGGAUAGAUAAGGCCUUCCAGGCAUGGCGUGAACUUUCUCACAACAUGCCCUUUAGUAGAUACACACACAGCAACUGCCCAGGGUGUGUAGCUAGAUGCUAGCUACAUUUUGGGAUUGAUCGAUCGAUACAUUGUCUUCCUUUGAUCCUAAUGUGUGAAGACGCUUGACUGCAAUCUUUCAGUUUUUAAAUGCUAUGGUAUUACAAUUUCCCUCUCUACCUGCUUAACAUUUUCUAAUUCCCCAGCUGAAUUCUGCACCUUGGUCAUGUUCAUCUUCAUUUGUUUUGGAAUAUUAAGGGGAAGAAGGUUUGUUUUGUUUUGUUCUUGAGACAGGAUCUGACCGGGUAACAAUGGAACUCAGAGAUUCACCUGCCUUUGCCUCCAAGUGCUGAGAUUAAAGGUAUAUGCCACCA
This is a messenger RNA of Rattus norvegicus (Norway rat), 1238 nucleotides long. RefSeq names its product apolipoprotein N (gene Apon). The coding region runs from base 65 to 832 and encodes 255 amino acids. The record is from RefSeq and is marked provisional. NCBI's taxonomy places the organism in Eukaryota, Metazoa, Chordata, Mammalia, Rodentia, Muridae. The transcript has 2 exons.